Molecule: messenger RNA, 836 nt
Organism: Raphanus sativus (radish)
Lineage: Eukaryota; Viridiplantae; Streptophyta; Magnoliopsida; Brassicales; Brassicaceae
Exons: 2
Coding region: 168-575 (135 amino acids)
Source: RefSeq, a predicted model, not a curated record
AAGAGAAUCCUACCAUAUAAUAAUUUCAACAGUUGUUAAGUUACAACUCUCUGCAAAAAACACAGACACACGUCUCUCCCAAGUCUCAACAACCAAUCAUCGAUCAUCUCAGUUCAAAUUCUCUUUAUUGGGUGGGUAUCUUCAAGUCCGUUGGUUAAAGAAACGUCAUGCACAUGUCUAAUGGCACAGUCGCGAUCGCAACCGCCAUGGUUUUCUCAAGCACUGCUCUGUUUCUCGUGACGGCUCGUCAGUUCUAUGGGAACCAAACCUCGAAGGUUCAUGAUCAGACUCCUCCACGAGUCCUCCGUUCUUGUCUAUCUUCUUCAGAGGCAAUGAAGAAACAGAGGAGUAAGAAGAAGAAAGUUAGGUUCGCGGAGAAUGUGAGAGAUACUAAAGGGAACGGUAACGAGUACCGGAGGAGGAUGACAAUGAGUGGGAGAAACGUACCGGAGCCAGUGACUAAACCGGGGAAGACCGGUUCAAUUUGUGGAAUAUCCACUAUGCCAGCGAACCGGAUGGCUCUGUACCAUGGGAUUCUCAGAGACCGAGAUCACAGAACUCAAUGUUCGUAUUGACUUUUUUUCUGGACCAAACAAGUCAAUAGAUUUAGGUUUGCAGAUUGUGUAGUAGGCUUUGUUUUCUUCUUCUUUGAUUCACACUUGUGGUGGUAGUAUGUGGACUUCUUAUUCUCUGCUUUUUUCUAAUUACUUGUUAUAAAAUCAAAGUGACCAUGUAAAUAAGUAACUAUAGAAUUAAUAUUGAUUGUGGUAAAACUUGUAUUUGUUUGGCUAACUAUAGAACAUCUAUAGUUAAAUUCUUUUAAUUAGUAAAAAAAA